Molecule: messenger RNA, 5463 nt
Organism: Knipowitschia caucasica
Lineage: Eukaryota; Metazoa; Chordata; Actinopteri; Gobiiformes; Gobiidae
Source: the annotation of a GenBank genome assembly
AUGGGCUUCCUGCACCAGCUCCACCUGCUCCUGUGGAAGAACGUGUCGCUGAAGCUCAGAGGACCCUGGGUUUUGGCCUUUGAGAUCUUCAUCCCUCUGGUCCUGUUCUUCAUCCUCCUCGGACUCAGACAGAAGAAACCGGCCAUUCCUGUCAAAGAAGCGUUCUACAGCGCCGCCCCUCUGACUUCCGCUGGUAUCAUCCCCGUCAUGCAGUCGCUCUGCCCCGAUGGACAGAGGGACGAGUUCGGGUUCCUGCAGUACAACAACUCCACGGUCACUCAGCUGCUGGAGAGGAUCCAGGAGGUCGUGGAGCAGAACCGGAUCUUCUCCUCAGAUGGACCGGCUUUAGGCACCGAGCUGGAGAACCUUCAGAAACACUUGCAGAACCUCAGCUCUGCGCCUGAAGAUCUCGCUCUGAACCACAGCUCAGGCUUCUCUCUGUCGGAGGUGCUCAGUGACCCGGCGGCGUUCCACAAGUUUCUUAUCUCAAAUCUUUCUCUGAGUGAAUCCUCGGCUGAGUUUCUGCUGCAGCGACGCCUCAGCUCGGCCCAGGUCCACAGUCUGAUUUUUGGAACAUCGCGAAAAGAUGAAAACGUGCGCAAGCGAAGAGGCUCCAGCUCUGAAGCAAAGAUCCACCAUCUACAGGAGGCGCUUCUGGGCGGAGUGCGUGGUCUACACAGAGGACUCCUGGACCGGGUUCUUCUGGACCCCAGGUCCGCGGCCCAAAGACCGGCUCUCCUCCGAAUAAUGUCCAGAGUCCUGGGUCUGACGGAAUCAAAGGACCAGAAGCAAGACCAACAAGCACUCAAGGAGGCCCAGCCAGACUCACUCUGUUUGCAGGGCGUCCUCUUGACCGGCUCCACACUGCAGUCCCUCACCUGUGCAGAAGAGGGCGCUGCUCUCGCUCAGCUCCUAUUGGCUCCUGAGGUAGAAGGGGCGGAGCUUCAGGCGUAUCGCGAGUCACUGUGCGGCGGGCUCCAAGAUGAAAGGUCAAAGAAGUUUGAACAGCUGAGCGCAGAGCUGCAGGAGCAGAUCGACAACGACAAACUCAACCACAAGCUGUCCCUCUGGCCUGCUCCUGGCUCCCCGCUGCCCCCGUCUGGUCUCCGCGUAUUACUGCAAGACCUGGCUGAAGUAGAGCGCCUCCUGCAGGACGUGGAUCUGCUGUCGGGUUUAGCUCGACUGCUGCCCAAAGGAGCCUGUGCCAAACGGUCUAACCGGACGUCCCCCUCCCCCACCACCUCUUCUUUGCCCCCAAACGCCACCACAGCAGCCGGGGGCAACAGCACAGAGACCCCAGGGACAGAGGAGGGCCACGGGGGGGCAGGGCGGAGUCGAACUGACAACCCGCACUCGCAAUUCUCCGCCUUUGUCCAGCUGUGGGCCGGACUGCAGCCCAUCCUCUGCGGAAACAACAGGAGGAUCGAGCCUCAAGCGCUGAAGCAGGGAAACAUGAGCUCUCUCGGCUUCACCUCCAAAGAGCAGAGGAACCUGGGGCUGCUGGUCCACCUCAUGACUACAAAUCCCAAAAUCCUCUACUCUCCCAUCGGCUCAGAGGCCGACAAAGUUAUCCAGAAGGCCAACGAGACGUUUGCAUUUGUGGGAAACCUCACUCACUUCACUCGUCUGUGGCUCAACAUCUCUGCUCAACUCAGGAACCUGCUGCAGGAGAAUUCUCUGCACAGUCACCUGCUCUGGCUUCAGCAGCUGUCCUCUGAGCUGCAGAGACGGCCUGGUCUCUUGGACCCGGACCAGGACCUGGACCAGGACCUACUUGCGUCUCUGACCAAAGGGAAUUACUCUGUGCCGGACCGAAGCACGCUCCUGCAGCAGCUGGACAUCAUCGACAAUGCAGCAUGUCAGUGGAAUCUCUUCAUGGACAAGGUGAGCGUGGACGUGUUUAAAGGUUUCCCAGACGAGGACAGCAUCGUGAACUACACCCUAAACCAGGCCUACCAUGACAACGUCUCCGUUUUCGCCAGUGUGAUCUUCCAGAUGGAUCGCAGCGGCUCGUUGCCUCCUCACGUUCUGUACAAGAUCCGUCAGAACUCCAGUUUCACAGAAAAGACCAACGAGAUCCGCAGAGCGUACUGGAGACCGGGGCCCAACACCGGGGGAAAAUUCUACUUCCUCUACGGCUUUGUCUGGAUCCAAGACAUGAUCGAGAGGGCCAUCAUCAACACGUUUGUUGGACACGAUGUGGUGGAGCCCGGGAACUACGUCCAAAUGUUCCCCUACCCCUGCUACACCCGCGACGACUUCCUGUUUGUGAUCGAGCACAUGAUGCCUCUCUGCAUGGUGAUCUCCUGGGUCUACUCUGUGGCCAUGAUGAUCCAGCACAUCGUGGCCGAGAAGGAGCAUCGGCUCAAAGAGGUGAUGAAGACGAUGGGCUUGAACAACGCUGUACACUGGGUGGCCUGGUUCAUCACCGGCUUCUUGCAGCUCUCCGUCUCCGUGACCGCUCUGACCGCCAUCUUGAAAUAUGGCCGAGUCCUGCUCCAUAGUGACCCCCUGAUCAUCUGGCUCUUCCUCUCCAUCUACGCCACCGCUACCAUCAUGUUCUGCUUCCUGGUGUCGGUGCUCUACUCUAAAGCCAAACUGGCCUCUGCUUGUGGAGGAAUCAUCUACUUCCUGAGCUACGUGCCGUACAUGUACAUCGCCAUCAGAGAAGAGGUGGCCCACGACAAGAUCACCGCCUUCGAGAAGUGUAUUGCUUCCCUGAUGUCCACCACCGCCUUCGGCCUGGGCUCCAAGUACUUUGCCCUCUACGAGGUGGCGGGCGUGGGAAUCCAGUGGAGGACCAUCUGCCAGUCUCCAGUAGAGGGCGACGAUUUCCACCUGGGCCUGUCCAUGAUGAUGCUGGUGUUGGAUGCAGCGCUCUACGGCGUCCUCUGCUGGUACAUCGAGGCUGUGCACCCAGGCAUGUAUGGCCUGCCCCGGCCCUGGUACUUCCCCUUGCAGAGGUCCUACUGGACGGGCAGCAGCCGCGUGGACACCUGGGAGUGCUGCGGAGGGAGGAGCACCCACCUCAGCAUCAUGGAGGAGGACCAGGCCUGUGCCAUGGACCAGCGCAGAUCUGAGGAGCUGCGAGGGCUGGAGGAGGAGCCCAGUCACCUGCCACUGGUCGUCUGCAUCGACAAACUCACCAAAGUUUACAACAAAGACGGAAAAGUGGCCCUGAACAAACUGAGCCUGAACCUGCACGAGAACCAGGUGGUGUCCUUUUUGGGCCACAACGGAGCCGGCAAGACCACCACCAUGUCGAUUCUCACCGGGUUGUUUCCGCCCACUUCCGGUUCGGCGACCAUUUAUGGGCACGACAUCCGCACAGAGAUGGACCGGAUCCGUCAGAACAUGGGCAUGUGUCCGCAGCACAACGUCCUGUUCGACCGCCUCACCGUGCACGAGCACCUGUGGUUCUACUCACGGCUCAAGGGCGUGCACGAGGACGACAUCCGCAAAGAGAUGGACAAGAUGAUCGUGGACCUGGGGCUGUCACACAAGCGCCACAGUCUGGUGCAGACUCUCUCCGGAGGCAUGAAGAGGAAACUGUCUGUGGCCAUCGCCUUUGUAGGAGGUUCUAGAGCAGUGAUCCUGGACGAGCCCACAGCCGGAGUGGACCCCUACGCCCGAAGAGCCAUCUGGGACCUGAUCCUGAAGUACAAGCAAGGGCGGACUAUCCUGCUGUCCACACACCACAUGGAUGAGGCAGACCUGCUCGGGGAUCGGAUCGCCAUCAUCUCCCACGGCCGGCUGCAGUGCUGCGGCUCGCCCCUGUUCCUGAAGAGCACCUACGGAGACGGCUACAAGCUCACGCUGGUCAAGAGGCAGAGCGACCGAGACCCUGCGCAGCCUCCUCCCUCUCCCCUCACCCCUCCCUCUCUCUGCUCCGAGCCCAGGGUCACUCAGUUCCUGCGUCAGUUCGUUCCGUCCUGCCUCCUGGUGUCGGACUCAAACACAGAGCUGUCCUACAUCCUUCCCACAGACGCCGCGAGGAAAGGCGGCUUCGAGCGACUCUUUCAGGCCCUGGAGAGCAGCCUUCACAGCUUGGCCCUGACCAGCUUUGGGCUGAUGGACACCACACUGGAGGAGGUGUUCCUGAAGGUGUCUGAGGAGGACCUGUCUGUGGAGAACACCGAUGCAGAAGGUUUUGUGGGGUUCCUCAUCACGCUCCUCUGUCAGUACAACUUCCUCCGCAAACCUCCCCGUGUUCCGGUGAGCGUUCAGCCCAUUGACGACGAUGACGAAGAUGUGGCAUGUGAGCGGAGGAGAGUCCUGCGUGGAGACGCGGACCAGGACGUGCUGAAGAUACAGAACCUCACCAAGGUGUACAAGUCUCGUAAAAUGGGUCGUAUCGUGGCCGUGGACCGCCUCUGUCUCGGCGUCCGUCCCGGCGAAUGUUUUGGUCUGCUGGGAGUGAACGGAGCCGGAAAAACCUCCACCUUCAAAAUGCUCACAGGAGACGAGAGCACGACCGGAGGAGAGGCCUUCAUCAGCGGAAACAGUGUGCUGAAGGAGCUGUUGCGUGUUCAGCAGAGUAUCGGAUACUGUCCUCAGUUCGACGCCCUGUUCGACGACUUGACGGCCAGAGAGCACCUGCAGCUCUACACUCGCCUGCGGGGGGCGCCCUGGAGCGACCAGUCCAGGGUGGUGGAGUGGGCGCUGCAGAAGCUGGAUCUGUGUGAAUACGCAGACGAGCCGGCCGGGACGUACAGCGGCGGAAACAAACGCAAACUGUCGACCGCCAUCGCCCUGAUCGGCUUCCCCCCACUCAUCUUCCUCGACGAGCCCACCACAGGAAUGGACCCUAAAGCUCGUCGGUUUCUAUGGAACCUCAUCCUCGACAUCAUCAAAACAGGACGCUCCGUGGUGCUGACGUCACACAGUAUGGAAGAGUGUGAGGCCCUCUGCACGCGGCUCGGCAUCAUGGUCAACGGACGCUUCAAGUGUUUGGGAAGCAUCCAGCACCUCAAGAACAGGUUUGGAGACGGGUAUAUGAUCACAGUGAGGACCAAAGCCAGUAACAAUGUGAAGGAAGUGGUUCGCUUCUUCAACAGAAACUUCCCCGAGGCACUGCUCAAGGAGCGGCACCACACUAAAGUCCAGUUCCAGCUGAAGUCUGAGCGCUUGUCCCUGGCCCAGGUCUUCAGCAAGAUGCAGCGCGUUGUGGAUCUGCUCGGGAUCCAAGACUAUUCCGUGAGCCAGACCACACUGGACAAUGUAUUUGUGAACUUUGCAAAGCAGCAGAGCGAUAACCUUGAUAACCAGCAGGAGGUGGCGCCCCCUGCUGCUGGACAGUCUCCUUUGCAGCGGAUCCUGAGUCUGUUGAAGUCCCGCUCGGUCCAGACUGAACUGUCAGCUCUGAUCAGUGACGCACCGGAGGAGAUCAGUGACGACGAGGGGCUCAUCAGCUUUGAGGAAGAGCGGGUGCAGUUGUCCUUUAACACAGACACUUUGUGCUGA